Hyalella azteca is the source of this 450-nucleotide messenger RNA. Its product is annotated as repetitive proline-rich cell wall protein 1-like. The record is from RefSeq and is a predicted model, not a curated record. Lineage: Eukaryota; Metazoa; Arthropoda; Malacostraca; Amphipoda; Hyalellidae. The transcript has a single exon. The coding region runs from base 1 to 450 and encodes 149 amino acids.
AUGUUCAACCCACCGACGUCCAACCCUCCGACGUCCAACCCUCCGACGUUCAACCCACCGACGUCCAAACCUCCGACGUUCAACCCUCCGACGUUCAACCCACCGACGUUCAACCCUCCGACGUUCAACCCACCGACGUCCAACCCACCGUCGUCCAACCCACUGACGUCCAACCCUCCGACGUUCAACCCACCAACGUCCAACCCUCCGACGUUCAACCCUCCGACGUUCAACCCACCGGCGUCCAACCCUCCGACGUCCAACCUUCUGACGUUCAACCCUCGGACGUUCAACCCACCGACGUCCAACCCUCCGACGUCCAACCAACCGACGUCCAACCCUUCGACGUCCAACCAACAGACGUCCAACCCUCCGACGUCCAACCAACCGACGUCCAACCCUCCGACGUCCAACCAACCGAUGUCUAACCCACCAACGUUCCUUUAUUAA